CUUGGGGAGAUGUUCGGAGUCAGUGGAGCUCGGCGGCAGCAGCAUCGUGUCCUCCGCGUGCACGCGUCCACGCGCAGCUCUCCGCACGUCUUCAUAAACGUCCGCUUGUUUAUUUUUUUGGGCUUGUUUGUUUGUUUUGUUUGUUUGCGCGCGCAGCAGACCGAGGACAACACUUGCUUUGGACUUGACGACAGAGAACGGAAUAUGAUUUGAAAGCGACCAACAGGAUGAAUCGGCGCCUCCUGCAAACGCUUGCGCUGCUGUGGUCCCUGGGCGUGUCCCGCGUGCACGCCCAGUGCAACAAGUCCUCCGAGGGCUCCAAAGUCAACCUGUCCGUCAACCACCAGCUCCCCACCUUCACCGCCGACUUCCCCGUGCAGAACAUGGUGGUGCUGGACGGCGUGGUCUACGUGGGAGCGGUGAACAGGAUCUACGCCCUGAGCCCCGACCUGGCCCGGCUGUCCGAGUACCGCACGGGCCCCCUGCUGGCCAACGAGACCUGCGGCCGGGGCGCCGGCGGCGCCGGCCGGGUGGACAACCGCAACCUGGCCCUGGUGGUGGAGAACAUGUACGACAAAGGUUUGUACAGCUGCGGCUCGGCCGACAACGGCGUCUGCCGCCGCCACGUCCUGGACGAUGACACCGGCCCCAAGACCGUGGACCAGGACGUGUACUGCUUUGCGGAGAAGGUUGGGCCGGGGGCGGGUCGAGCCGCCGACCCCGACGUGGUGGUCGGCCCGUCGGGCUCCCAGGUGCUCAACGUGGAGAGCAACGUCAUCAAGUUCUUUGUGGGCAACUCGGAGAUCCCGGGCUCGGGAGCCGGGCUCGGGAGCCGUCCUCACACCUUCUCCCUGAGGAAGAUGAAGACCAGCCAGAACGGCUUCACCUUCUUCUCCAACCUAACCCACAUGGACCUGAUCCCGUCCCUGCGCGGGAACUACCACCUGCGCUACGUCUACUCCUUCCACAGCGGACCCUUCGCCUAUUUCCUGACCGUGCAGCAGGUCAGCGAGGACUCGCGCGCCUUCCACACCCGCAUCGCGCGCACCUGCUCCUCCGACAUCGUCAUCCGCCGCUACGUGGAGAUGCCGCUGGAGUGCAUCAGCACUCACAAGCGGCGCCGGCGGCGCUCGGCGGAGGACGUGAAGGUCUUCAACCUGCUGCAGGCGGCGCACGUGGCCAAGGCGGGCGACGACGUGGAGCUCCAGAAGCAGCUGAAGGUGGAGGAGGGCGACGACGUGCUCUUCGCCGCCUUCGCCCGCGGCAAGCCCGACUCCGGCGAGCCCGCCGCCGACUCGGCGGUGUGCGUGAUGAGCGUCAAGCACCUGAACAGCAUGCUGAAGAUGUACAUGGACAAGUGCAACACGGUGGAGCUGCACCACUUCACCGGCUCGCGCCAGCGCUCCUGCUACAACGUGAGCUCGUCAGACGACUGCGACCCGCACGAGGGCAUCCAUGAGGGCAAGGAGGGCAAGUACCGUCUGCAGGUGACACAGUUCGUGCAGAGGUUGGAGUACUGGCACAAACAUCUCACCAACACCUUGGUCACCUCCAUCAACGUGGUGCCCGUACACGGACGUGCCGUCGCCUUCCUGGGCACCGCAGACGGACGCCUCCUUCAGGUGCGCUUCUCCCGGUCGGCGUCCCCGCACGUCAACCUGCGCUUGGACUGGCGUCCCGUCACGUCCACGGUGGUGCUGCCGGCUGGCGAGGCGGAUGGCUCGGGCGGAGCUCUGCUAUUGGCUACUGGCAACAAGAUCACCAAGGUGCCUCUGAUUGGCCCCGGCUGCAGUCAGCUGACCUCCUGCACUUCCUGCCUGCUGUCGUCGCGGGUGACCGAGUGCGGCUGGUGCGACGGCCGCUGCACCCGAGCAGGGCAGUGCCCCGCCUCCUCGGGGUGGACGCAGGACUUCUGCACGCCUGCUGUCACCAAGGUGUCUCCAUCCUCAGGGCCGAUCCGAGGUUCCACGGUGGUGACCAUCUGUGGGCACAACUUUGGCUUCGACAAGACUGAGAACUUCAAGGCGUCGCUGGUGAGCGUGGAGGUGGCUGGUGUCCCCUGCAAGCUGGCCAGACAGGACUAUCUCAACAGGUGGUCUGAGAUCCAGUGUUCCCCCGUCUUUAACGCCAACUUCACCUCAGCAUCACACACCGUUAAGGUCACCAGUGGCCACGAGGUUGCACACUUGGAAGGAUUCACAUUUGUGGACCCUGUGAUCCACAAGAUCUUCCCGACGUUUGGACCCAAGUCUGGAGGAAGCAUGCUGACCAUCACAGGAAACUUCUUGGACUCUGGAAACAAACAGGAAGUGACUGUGGGCAAGUCCACCUGUAAAAUACAAAGCUUGUCGUCCAGCAUGUUGACGUGUAAGACGCCCCCCCACGCCGUGCCCUCCCAGCAGCCGGUCCAGCUGACCGUGGACUCUGUGGAGCGCCUUGCCCCCCUGCUGUUCACCUACGAGCAGGACCCCAUCAUCAACAGCAUCAGACCUUCACGCUCCUUCAUCAGCGGCGGCUGCACGCUGUCGGCUCACGGCUUCUUCCUGCAGUCGGGCCUGCAGCCUCAGAUGGUGGUCACCACGGGCCAGGAUGCCGUGGUCUUCCACGUGAGUUGCGUGUACGGGGAGAACCGCACCACCAUCCAGUGCACCACGCCCUCUCUGGCCAAGCUGGGCCUGCCGCCGCCCGUGGUCACCAAAGUGGCCUUCAUCCUAGACGGCUACUCCACGGACCAGUGGGACCUGAUCUACGUGGAGGACCCCCUCUUCCAGGACCCCAAGUUGACCUCCAAGGACAACAAGAGCAUUGUGGAGCUCAAGGGCGACCGCAUGGACCGAGAGGCCAUGAAGUGUCAGGUGAUGACCGUGUCCAAUCACAGCUGUGAGACGCUCACCGUGCUGGGGAACACGCUGGAGUGCACCGUGCCCAACGAGCUGCAGGCUGCCAGCGCCAAGGGGCUGCAGGUGGAGUGGCGCCAGGCGGACUCCAUCCGGCACCUGGGCAAGGUGACCCUGGCCCAGGAGCAGGACUACACGGGUCUGAUCGCGGGCUGCGUGCCGGUCAGCCUGCUGCUGCUGCUCCUCGCCACGCUGCUCCUGUGGAGGCGGAGCAAGCGCAUCGACGAUCUGUCCCAGGUGUGGUAUGACGGCCGGGCUGACAUCCAGCACCUGGACCGGCUGGCCAACGCCAGGAGCGUCAGUCCCACCAACGAAAUGGUGUCGCAUGAGUCCCUGGACUACAGGACCACACUACUGGAGGAUCAAAGCACAGGCCGACCUGAGACGUGCCGUGCGGUCCCUCCCAUGUACAGCAGGGGCGCCAGAGAGCUGCUGUCGCCCCAGCCGGGCGUGUUGUCCCGCAGGGUGGCCAUGGAGGUAGAGCUGGUGUCGCCCCUGCUGAUGGCGCCGGUCCACAUCGACCUGUCCGGUCUGCAUCCCGACCUGCUGACUCAGGUCCAGCACGUGGUCAUCGCCAGGGAGCGCCUGCUGCUGCACCUGCACCAGGUCAUCGGGAGAGGACAUUUUGGAUGUGUCUUCCAUGGAAGUUUACUGGAGUCAGAAGGAAAACAUCAACACUGUGCCAUCAAGUCUCUCAACCGCAUCACGGACUUGGAGGAGGUCACCCAGUUCCUGAAGGAAGGCAUCAUCAUGAAGGACUUCAGUCACCCCAACGUGUUGUCCCUGCUGGGCAUCUGCCUGCCGCCCCAGGGCUCGCCUCUCAUGGUGCUGCCCUACAUGAAGCAUGGAGACCUGCGCAACUUCAUCCGGGACGAAAGCCACAACCCCACGGUCAAGGACCUGAUGGGCUUCGGACUUCAGGUGGCCAGAGGGAUGGAGUACUUGGCCAGCAAGAAGUUUGUUCACAGGGACCUGGCGGCCAGGAACUGCAUGCUGGACGAGAGCUACACGGUGAAGGUGGCCGACUUCGGUCUGGCGCGAGACGUGUACGACAAAGAGUACUACAGCGUCCACAACAAGAGCGGCGUCAAGCUUCCUGUCAAGUGGAUGGCGCUAGAGAGUCUGCAGACCCACAAGUUCACCAGCAAGUCUGACGUGUGGUCGUUUGGCGUGUUGCUGUGGGAGCUGAUGACGCGUGGAGCGCCGCCCUACUCAGACGUGAACUCCUUCGACAUCACAGUGUUCCUCCUGCAGGGCCGCAGGUUGCUCCAGCCAGAGUUCUGUCCUGAUGCUCUGUACGCGCUGAUGGUGGACUGCUGGCACCCCAAGUCGGAGCACCGGCCGUCCUUCUCGGAGUUGGCGUCUCGCAUCGCCGCCAUCUUCUCGGGCUUCAGCGGCGAGCACUACGUGUUGCUCAACACCACCUACGUCAACAUCGACAAGAUCAGCCCCUACCCCCCCCUGCUCGCCACUGACCCCGCCCCCUCGUCCCCACAGCCCCUCCCCUGUCGCCAGGAGGAGCGAGACUCUUGCGCCUGAUUGGGCGGGAACUACUGAGGGUCCAAACACUGGACGGUCCACAUGUACAUAGUCCAAACACUUCCUGUCUGAGCCGCCAUGUUGCGUAACCACACCCUGAAGCCACGCCCACCACGAUGUCGCCGCCCGCAGGCCGUUCAUGGCGGUGCACGUGACCCUCCAUGAACGACCCAGACUUUGGGUUAAUGUGUUCUUUUCACCAGAAAAACACCACAAUGCUCAAAUGAUUCUUCCAUCUCUUCCACUUAUCCGAGACGUGUCGCAGCAGCCCAAGCAGAGGAGGCAGACUUCCAUUGACUCACAACUGCUCAACACAACUGCUUUGGACACACAAUGUGAAAUAAUACACUGAAGUGUGUACUCGCCACGUGCACAAAGAAAUGAACACAACUUUUACACACUUUGACACAACUUUAACACACUUUGACACAACUUUAACACUUUGACACAACUUUAACACACUUUGACACAACUGUAACACUUUGACACAACUUUAACACACUUUGACACAACUUUUACACACUUUGACACAACUUUAACACACUUUGACACAACUUUAACACUUUGACACAACUUUAACACACUUUGACACAACCUUUACACAACUUUAACAAACUUUCACACAACUUUAACACUUUGACACAACUUUAAAACAGUGACACAACUUUCACACAAAUUUAACACACUUUGACACAACUUUGACAUAACUUUUACCCACUUUGAAACAACUUUUACACACUUUGACACAACUUUGACAUAACUUUUACCCACUUUGAAACAACUUUUACACACUUUGACACAACUUUUACACAUUUUGACAC
Messenger RNA from Nerophis lumbriciformis (worm pipefish), 5257 nucleotides. RefSeq names its product MET proto-oncogene, receptor tyrosine kinase (gene met). The record is from RefSeq and is a predicted model, not a curated record. NCBI's taxonomy places the organism in Eukaryota, Metazoa, Chordata, Actinopteri, Syngnathiformes, Syngnathidae. Gene Ontology annotation, molecular function: semaphorin receptor activity; protein binding; ATP binding. Gene Ontology annotation, biological process: cell surface receptor protein tyrosine kinase signaling pathway; protein phosphorylation; semaphorin-plexin signaling pathway. Gene Ontology annotation, cellular component: semaphorin receptor complex; plasma membrane.